AUGGCAGAAGCUUCUGUCGAACAUCCAAGCAACCACAAUUCCCCAUCGUGUCAAGCAUACGUCGACAAACAAAGAGAUCCUCACGAACUUCGCCAUCUACGCAACGACGUCGAAGGCGUUACAUUCGCAGCAACUGCCGAUACUACAGAAAAUCUUUUCCGAGACGAGCUUGGUCUACUUCCUGAUCUACCAUCUCAUCGAGUUGAAACGCUCGAGUCCGCGCUGUCCCUAGUCACCAAGUUUGCCCAAACUUCUCAACGCACUCACAAUGAGCCGCACAAACCAGAUCUUCGAGUCGAUGUGGCCGUGCCCGAUCAAGUUCCUGCCGAGGUGUUCUUCCUAUUGUUAAACUGUGAUCGUGAGCACCGUAAUCUAUGUCACUGGCCUGAUCACAUUUCUGUGGAUACUCUUGAACGAAUGUGCAAAGUUCUCGGUCAGGGCACGGCAAGUUUGCGGACGGAGACAGAGUAUAAGGUUUGUGUUUUCUCGAAAGCAUUCGCAUACAUCAACCGUUGGCUCCGAAUUUGUGCACCCGGACCCAUGACCGCAACCUUUCAAAGAUCCCUCGAUCUCUAUGCAGCAGCCUGCUUAAAGCACUUGAAGCAGCUCGACCUCAUCAGCCCUCCUAAUCUUGCGACGUUACAAGCUCUUCUAUGCGGUGCAGGUCUGGUCUCGUUACUCGGUAAAACAUCACAAGCUUGGUCAUUGACGGCUUUGGCAUCACGAUUAGCUAUCAAUUUGCAUUAUCACACUCUCACCCAGGAGACCUUGAACAGACCAGGCUUUACAGAGGUCCGCCACUUUGUAUACUGGUGCUACUACAUGGACAAGACUCUGAGCACGAUCCUCAUCCGUCCCUCUUCUCUGCCAAAUUUACGAGUCGAUCCUACCUCUCUUGUGUCAGCAAGUAAGGAGACUUCACUGAGCUCGAAGAUAGAGAUCAUGGUAAAACUUGCCCAAAUUCAAGAUCUCGCCCUCCCGCUUGUCACAAAGACCUCGGGCGCUACCAGUAUAGAGGUAUCUGCGCUUGUUGACCGUCUUGAAGAGAAAUUAUACGGCAUUCGAGAGAACAUAGACCAGCUUUCUCCAUCAUGGUCCUCAACUCCCGCGCUUCAGGUCGAGCUGGAUGGCAUCUAUUUCAUGUACUACUCUGUGUUCACCACCUUGCUUCGUCUGCACCCAGCUUCGCUACACGAUCCUCGGAAGCGUGGAACUUGUUUACAAUAUGCACGGAAUGCGUUGCUGUCCAUGGGGCAGUUACGUAGCUAUAUUGAAAGCCCCACCAACACUGGUACUGACUAUGUGUCAUGGUCUAUAAUUUUGUAUCCGCUCACUCCAUUCUUUAUUGUCUUUUGCAAUGUGGUGGCUACUUCUAACCAGGAGGAUGUCGCAUUACUUCGCGCCGUAACAGACGUGAUGGGACUGAUCAAUGAAAAUUGUUCCACGGGAAGGUGUUUACAUAAUUUGUUUAGUCAGUUUGUUGAUCUAUGCUCGCGUAUAGACAGCAAUCAUGACAAGGACCCUUACCAGGACAACUCAAUUCGCAACGACGAAAACCGGGGACUUGAUGUCCGGAUGCAAUCUUCGAAAGAUGCUACAACAAGCUUCCAAAAUCUCUCAGGGGUGGGUCUCUCGUUUCGUGCACCGUACGUCACUUACGAUACCCCGGCAGAGAACAGCUUAGAGGAGGGAACAUUAUACGACAGAUCUAUCUGGGAUGAUAGUCUUAUGUUGCAAUUAUUCAAUACGCAACCAUCAAUCGACUGGUUUGAGCCAACAGUCCACACUGCAGUUAAUUGA
Molecule: messenger RNA, 1800 nt
Organism: Pestalotiopsis fici W106-1
Lineage: Eukaryota; Fungi; Ascomycota; Sordariomycetes; Amphisphaeriales; Sporocadaceae
Exons: 5
Coding region: 1-1800 (599 amino acids)
Biological process (GO): DNA-templated transcription
Molecular function (GO): DNA binding; zinc ion binding
Source: RefSeq, a predicted model, not a curated record